AUGGUUUUACCCAACUAUUUGAGUCGUUUGAACAACAAAUAUUUAUUAAUUUAUAUGCUCUUUAUGUCUCUGACUAUCUUCAUCUAUGCAUCUUUCGUCAACUCACCUCACAACUUUCUAUCAUUCGUUCUAUCAUCUCAAACAACUGUCACGCCUACCACAACUACGACCACCCUCUCUUCAUCCACAUCGACGUCGCCAUCGACAUCUAGAACACCGACUUGCACUCCAUUUACUAUACCAGACUCUCGACCAUUCUUUGAGCAAGAACACUCUCAAGUAAAUCUACUCCCAAAACUAUCAAACUCAUCCUAUGAACAAGUAGUUCAACAACUACGAUCUCUUCGACUGAUCGUCGUCGGAUGUGCUCGUAAUGUCGAGGCAAAUAUCGAUAAAUACCGAACUCAUGUAGACCAGAUCGUCGAUCUUUUUCAUCCAUCAUCUCGUGUAUUGAUAUUCGAAAGUGAUUCCACUGACAACACACUUGCGAAACUGCAGAACUGGACAAGAGCAGAAGUGUUCGCACAAGGAAAUCUAGUUCCACAAAUUGCAUCUCGUACGGAUCGACUCGCUCUUUGUCGCAACACACUUCUGACGAAAGCAUACAACUACACACCUGAUUACAUCUUGGCUACAGAUGUCGACAUGUUUUCGACUACUGUUUCUUCGUUUCUGUCGAACUUUUAUUACAACAGAGAUGACUGGUCGGUGAUGACUGCAUCCGUAACUGGUGGGUAUUAUGACAUAUGGGCAUUGAGAACACUAUCGGAUAAUGUAAUGAACUAUGAUGUCUGGCAUCGCAUAUGGCAUUUGCAAAAUAUUCAGGGCAAAUACUGUAAUCAUAAUUUUGUGGAUUUGAUUAUUGGUACUCAUCAGAAACAUAUUCCCGUCGAACGCGAUCUGAUAGAAGUACGCUCUGCUUUUGGUGGUGCUGGCCUAUACAAGGUGAAUUCGACAUAUGGAUGCAGAUAUGAUGGUAGUAGGACAACUUGUGAACAUGUUCCGUUUCAUCUGUGUAUGCGAGAGAAGAAUCGAGCAAGAAUAUUUAUUAAUCCGAGGUUUUUACUUCGUUAA
This is a messenger RNA of Adineta ricciae, 1074 nucleotides long. The record is from the annotation of a GenBank genome assembly. NCBI's taxonomy places the organism in Eukaryota, Metazoa, Rotifera, Eurotatoria, Adinetida, Adinetidae.